Bradysia coprophila is the source of this 2493-nucleotide messenger RNA. Its product is annotated as mannosylglucosyl-3-phosphoglycerate phosphatase. Gene Ontology annotation, biological process: nucleotide catabolic process. Gene Ontology annotation, molecular function: hydrolase activity. The record is from RefSeq and is a predicted model, not a curated record. NCBI's taxonomy places the organism in Eukaryota, Metazoa, Arthropoda, Insecta, Diptera, Sciaridae.
AUCUGCGCUUUAGAAGAAGAUAAAGUGAAGUAAUUUUCCAUUUGAUUCUUUACUGUUUAUGGUGAUAGAACUUAUACUAACUGUGUUUCGCUUGUUUUGGCUUGACUAUGCAAGUUUUAAAUUAUUUCUUUCGGAUUGAAUUAAUACUAUAUAAGUGAUGAGGUCUUCGGCUGAGAGUAUCGCCAUUAAAAAUAAGUUUCGCGGAUAGACUAAAGCCGUAGUCUCAUAACGUAGUAUAACUUUCUAGUUCAAAGUGUUUCCCUAGUCAUUUUUAUUUUACUAUUUCGUCUCCCUAAAUUAUUUUUAAUUGACAAUCAAUAUGCACCGGUACUGUCCAACAACAAAAAAUUUGGACCUAAUAUUCAAGACAGUCACAUUGACACAGCAACCAAUGGCUGGAUUUGCGUCUCAAUCGGCUUUGCGGUCAAAGUGGGGAGAUUUAGUAGAGAGUGGUACAUCAAAUUUACCCGAACCAACCGAAGUGACGAAAGGACUGAAGAGUGUCGUCGGAUGGUUGAAACAGGCGUCAAUCGAGGUAAAGGAAGCUGGAAAAAGAGCUAUUCAAGUUACACCGAAUGUCUUGUCUUCAUCUGUUUUAGGUACUUAUAUCCGUAACUUAUUGUCUUUCGAUAUUAAUACUUUACCGACAUUUCAUUACAACACUUCAGGUCGUGAUAGCAGAAAAAUGUCCUCCACCACAAACAACGCUCUCUACAUUUUACAUUACAAUGAUAUUUAUAACAUCGAUGCAAACUCUACGGCUGAACCAAUCGGCGGUGCUUCAAGAUUUUCCACUGCAAUGAAGUCAUUCAGUCACUUAAAUCCGCUGAUAUUGUUUAGUGGCGACGCAUUUUCACCUAGCAUGUUGAGUACGUUUACGAAAGGUGAGCAAAUGGUACCUGUUCUAAAUGAUGUUGGGACGAUGUGUGCAGUAUUCGGAAACCACGAUUUUGAUCACGGUUUGGAGGUACUGGCUAAACAUACUGAAAAAACCAACUUUCCAUGGCUGAUGUCUAACGUCAUCGAUAACGAAACGGGGAGACCACUUGGUGGCGGUAAGAUAACACACUUCCUAUUACACGAUAAUAUUCGCAUCGGUCUAAUUGGGCUCGUGGAGAAGGAAUGGUUGGACACUCUACCCACGAUUGAUUCCAAAGAAGUGACCUACAUUGACUUCGUCCAGGCGGGAAAUGAUUUGGCUGAUGAACUGAGAAACGAGGGUUGUGAAAUAAUAAUUGCGUUGACUCACAUGCGGACACCGAAUGAUCUAGAGCUUGCGAAAAAUUGUUCUAAAAUCGAUCUGAUAUUGGGUGGACACGAUCACGUCUUUGAAGUAAAUGUGGUCAACGGUAUAAGUGUAAUAAAAUCGGGCACAGACUUUCGCCAGUUCUCCAAAAUUGCCAUUGGCAAAGAGCGGAACAGUGACGGUAAAUUGGACGUGACUGUGGAACAAAUUGACGUUACAUCGAAAUAUGCAGAAGAUAAGGCAUUGAAAGACGAACUCGUGCAAUAUUCCAGUAUGAUUGAAUCGAAAAUGGGCGAGGUGUUGGGAAACUUUUGUGUCGAAUUAAACGGCCUCUUUUCGGCUAUUCGAACUUCCGAAACAAAUCUGGGAAAUUGGGUUUGUGAUGUUGUGCUGUCAGCUACUGGCGCAGAUGUGGUCAUCAUAAAUUCGGGUACCUUCCGUUCCGAUCAAAUCCAUCCAGCCGGGCCAUUUACUAUGAAAGACUUAGUUAGUGUUGUACCUAUGAGAGAUCCACUGAUUGUUUUAGAAGUGUCGGGUAAAGAUUUGUUGGACGCAUUGGAAAAUGCCGUUUCCGCAUAUCCAAAAUUGGAAGGCCGCUUCCCUCAGGUGUCUGGCAUUUCGUUUGUAUUCAAUUCCACGAAACCACCAGGAAGUCGCGUUGAGCCACAAUUGGUGCAAGUUGCUGACGAAUGGUUGAAUCUGGAUCAGAAAUACUCGUUGUGUAUCAAAAGUUAUAUGUAUGGAGGCUGCGAUGGUUUCACAAUGUUCAAAGACAAAAAAGUUUUGAUGGACGAUGACGAAUGCCCAGAACUUGGAUUAGCUAUUCAGAACCACUUCCAUGCCAUCAAUGUUCGAACGGGCAAAGCUAAACAUUCUAAACAUCGACAGUCGCUGGUAACUCUGUCCAGACGGCACAGUAUGGUACAGAUGCUUGAAGAUUUGGAUUUGGAUGGUCCAUCACCAGUUAGACGUCGGAUAUCCUUGACAAAUCAACCGAAAUCCAUUGACAUUUCGCACAAUAAAAAUAAAUUGUGUCGUCGGGCUUCGUUGGAGGAUUUGGAACAAGUGAGCUGUCAGCUGGCACCGACCAUUCAACAUCGAAUCAUUGUCGUCGACAGCGAAGAAUACAUAGAACAGUUGAUUCGUAAGCGACAAACAAUGGCUAACACAGAUGUUAUAAAAGAGGAUGAUGAGAAUUACACUUAAAUUUUAACAGUUCGCUUAAUUAAAUAUUUUAAUGGUCUGAA